Molecule: messenger RNA, 1908 nt
Organism: Pollicipes pollicipes
Lineage: Eukaryota; Metazoa; Arthropoda; Thecostraca; Pollicipedomorpha; Pollicipedidae
Exons: 6
Coding region: 1-1908 (635 amino acids)
Cellular component (GO): cytoskeleton; axonemal microtubule; sperm flagellum
Molecular function (GO): microtubule binding
Source: RefSeq, a predicted model, not a curated record
AUGUCGCUCCUGUACGAUGCCGAUGAUUACACCAAAAACAGCGAUCCGUAUUCGGGCCUGGGUCCGUACGACUAUGGCACCGGCACGGACUACACGUACCCGGACCUCCAGUACCAGUACGGGCCCUCAGAGACCCAGGAGAUGUACCCAGGUUACGACCCGCAGCAGCCGGAGCGGUACGCCGUGCAGGACACGCUGGUGCCGGGCGGCGAUAUGACCAGCACGUCAGAGGUAGCCGACCAGUACAGCAACUACCAGUACCAGCAGCCGGAGAGGUACACGAUGGCCAACAACCUGGCACCGGGCGGCGGCAUCGACGGCACGAGCGAGGCGCGGGACCAGUACCAGACGUACAACGCCGGCGCCCCCGAGCGCUACACCAUGGUCAACAGCCUGCGUCCGGAGGGCGGCAUGGAGGGCACGUCCGAGGUGCACGACCGCUACCAGAGCCACGACGCCAGCAAGCCCGAGCGGUACACGAUGCAGGGGAAUCUGAAGCCGCAGGGAGGCAUCGACGGCACGACAGAGGUGCAUGAUCGGUAUGUGGGCCACAAUGCCAGCAAGCCCGAUCGGUACACGAUGCAGGGGAAUCUGAAGACGCAGGGCGGAAUCGACGGCACGACAGAGGUGCAUGAUCGGUAUGUGGGCCACAAUGCCAGCAAGCCCGAUCGGUACACGAUGCAGGGGAAUCUGAAGCCGCAGGGUGGAAUCGACGGGAACACGGAGUUCAACUCGAACUAUCAAGGUCAUGAUGCAAAGAAGCCUGAUCGGUACACGAUGAAGGGGAAUCUGAAGACGCAGGGCGGAAUCGACGGGAACACGGAGUUCAACUCGAACUACCAAGGGCAUGACGCGAAGAAGCCCGAUCGGUACACGAUGCAGGGGAAUCUGAAGCCGCAGGGCGGAAUCGACGGGAACACGGAGUUCAACUCAAACUAUCAAGGGCAUGACGCAAAGAAGCCUGAUCGGUACACGAUGCAGGGGAAUCUGAAGACGCAGGGCGGAAUCGACGGGAACACGGAGUUCAACUCGAACUACCAAGGGCAUGACGCGAAGAAGCCCGAUCGGUACACGAUGCAGGGAAAUCUGAAGCCGCAAGGAGGCAUUGAUGGUGAUACCGAGGUCCAUGACAAAUACCAAGGUCACAACGCAAAGAAGCCUGACCGAUACACAAUGCAAGGAAAUCUGAAGCCUCAAGGAGGCAUUGAUGGUAAUACUGAGGUCCAUGACAAAUACCAAGGUCAUAACGCAAAGAAGCCUGACCGAUACACAAUGCAAGGAAAUCUGAAGCCUCAAGGGGGCAUUGAUGGUGAUACGGAGGUGCAUGACAAAUACCAAGGUCACAACGCAAAGAAGCCUGACCGAUACACAAUGCAAGGAAACCUUAAACCGCCGAACGGCGGCAUCGACGGCAUCACCGACACCAAGGACAGCUACCGCGGCCACGACGCCGCCAAGCCGGAUCGCUUCACGAUGGGCACCAACCUGCGCCAGGAGGGCCAGAUGCAGGGCGUCUCCGAGAUCAAGGACAGCUUCCGCGGCCGGCCGGGACCGCGCGGCGAGCGCAGUCCGAUGCCGGACCAGCUGCGGGCGGCGUCGGGCGCGUCGUCGGUGUCAUCGUCCGGCGCGUCGUCGGCCUCGUCGUCGGGCGCGUCGUCGAAGGCGGCGUCGGGGAAACUGGACGAUGGGCUGAGCGAGUCACAGCGACCGCCGGCCAAGUUCGGCCGACGUGCGCAGAAGGCGGACGCCUCGAACAAGGCGGGGGGUGGCGAACCUCCCCCGGCAAAGGGGGGCGAAGCCAAGGGCCCGGCGGGCCGCGGCAGGAACGCCGCGGACGGCCUGAGGCCGGAGGGCAAGUACAAGAACGCCGACCCACUCAAGCUGUUCAAGGCACCGGCGAUGAUCUAA